AUGUAUAAGCUGAGCUACGACGUCGAGGAAGCGCGGGGCGGGGCCGGCGGAGUGGCUUCGUCGGAGGCGCCGGCUCCCGCGCGCGACGCGGGCGGCGUGGACGCUGCGUGUGCAGAGGCUGCAGGCCAAGCGCUGCGCCGGCGCGCCGUGCUGGCUUCCGCGAUGGAGCUGGCCUCCGUGCCGCGAGUGAACAGCAGGGAGGAGCUCGCCGCGUUGUGCUGGCACUUCACCAGCGAGGAGUUCUACAACCUCGCGGAGGACCGGGCCGCGGGCGGGAAAUGCGGCUGGCCGCUCUGCAGCGCCCCCUGCCAGGGUCCCCGCAAGCCCACGCUGCACGUCUCCGUCGCGCAGCAAAAGUUCUACGCGACGGGCGGCGAGAGCGGGCCCCAUGAGUUCUUCUGCGGCACGCAAUGCCACGUCGACGCCGCGGCCUUCGCGGCCAGCCUCGGAGACGCCGUCAGCACAAAGACGGCAUACGCGCACAGGCUCGCACAGGCCGCGGCCGCCCGCCGGGACGGCGCGCGCAACGCCGCCGACACGCCUCCACGCGCCCCGCAGGCCGGCGGCUUCGCGCUGCCUUACGUCAGCGCAUCCGCAGCGCAGGGCGGCGCAGUCAGCAUGGUGGUGCGAGAGCGACAACCGGCGCCGCGGGAGCCCGCGAAGCCCGCGCCGGACCCGCCCGCGACGGACGGAAAGGCGCGGGGCGACGCGGUGCUCGUGCUCGACAUCGAGGCGGGCCAGGACGAGCCGGGCGGGAGCGGCGGGGCGGACGGUGACGAAGUGGCGGGCAAGAUGGCAACACUGCGCGUGGAGCGCGGCGGCGCGGCGGCGCCGGGCGACGGCGCGGAGGAGCGGAGGAGCGCGGACGCGCCGCCGCCGCUGCGGUCGCCGCUGCUGCCGGCGUGGCUGCCGGGGGGGGGUGUGGACCCGCGCGUAGUGCUGCUGCGGAAACAGCGUGACGUGAGCGACACGGUGCGCGGGCAGAUGAGCGGGGGGGACUCCGGGGACGAGGUGUGGGAGACGGACGACGAGGAGGGCUGGGAGUCGUCGCAGGACGGGCGGAGCAGCGACGGCGGGGGGGGCGGCUCUGACGGCGGGGGGGGGUCGGAAUCCGACGACGACCUGUUCGGGAUCCCGAAGGAGUUCGAGCUGCCGCCUUCCUGCUUCACCGCGCGCUACCUGGCCCUCUCGCGGUGCCGCACGGACCGCACCCGCGUCUUCCUUGGCGCCAUAGACCCCCCCCCUCCGCGGCCCAGCGGCGGCCCAACGGACCCCGGCGCCGCCCCGGUGGCCCCGCGCCCGCCGGGCGCGCACCACGAGGCCGCGCUGGCCUUCGCACGGUCCGUCACGCCGCUCGCCCAGAAGCUCGCGCUGCGUGCCAAGUCCCCGGUGCCGCUGGCGACCGUCAACGCGGACGUGUUGGAGCUGAUCUCGACGCUGGACAUGCGCGUGCCGCCGCCGUCGCUCGCGCUGUCGGAGCGCACGCUGUACGCCGCGGUGCUGCUGCGCGCGCUGGCGUUCCGGCGGCAGCCCGCGCUGGCGGGGAUGUUUGCCUUCGAGGGCGGCGCGGAGAGCUGCGCGGGCGGCAGCGCAGAGGAGAUGCGGGAGGCGCUGCGCGAGGUGGACGUCCCCGCGGACGAGCUCGAGGGCCUGGCUGCGGCGCUGUUCCAAUGA
Molecule: messenger RNA, 1674 nt
Organism: Pedinophyceae sp. YPF-701
Lineage: Eukaryota; Viridiplantae; Chlorophyta; Pedinophyceae
Source: the annotation of a GenBank genome assembly